AUGGCUUUUGAAACCCUGCUUUACGACGAGCAGGACGGCGUCGGCUACCUGACCCUCAACCGCCCUGACAAGCUCAACGCCCUCAGCCAGACCCUCAUGGCCGAGUUCCGCGAGGCGCUCGAGGGGAUCGAGGCCAACCCCGACGUCCGCGUGAUUAUCCUAACCGGCGCCGGCCGGGCCUUUUCCGCCGGUUUCGACAUCGAGUCCGAGGCCGGCGGACCCGACGGCGAACCGCUAUCGGUCGACGGCCGUCGCUCCCGCCUCCGGUACAGCAUCGAGACCUUCCUGAUGGUGUGGAACCUCAGCAAGCCCGUCAUCGCCGCCGUCAAUGGUUAUGCCCUGGGCGGCGCCUGCGAACUGGUGCAGGUCUGCGACGUCAAGAUCGCGUCCGACCGCGCCAUGCUCGGUGAGCCCGAAAUCCGCCUUGGCUACGGCGCUCCCUUCCUGAUCACGCCCUACUCGGUGAACCUCGCCAUGGCCAAGGAGAUGAUGCUCACCGGAGACAUCGUCGACGCCCACGAGGCCGCGCGUCUGGGCAUGGUCAACCGCGUCGUGCCCCACGACGAUCUGCUCGCCGAGUGCCAGCGCGUGGCCCACAAGAUCCGCAACAUCCCCGCCAUCGGCAUCAAGACCACCAAGAUCUCCGUCAACCGCGCCCUCGAGUCCGCUGGCUUCCUCUCGGCCCUCAACCAUAACCUCGAGCUAAUGACCCAGUUCGACACCGCCGACACCCCCGAGCAGGCCGAGUUCUCCCGGAUCCGCGCCGAACAAGGCCUCCGCGCCGCCCUCGCCUGGAACCGGGCCCGCUUCGAAUGA
Molecule: messenger RNA, 816 nt
Organism: Geodia barretti
Lineage: Eukaryota; Metazoa; Porifera; Demospongiae; Tetractinellida; Geodiidae
Source: the annotation of a GenBank genome assembly